AGUGGGAGAUGAGGGUGCAGGCGUACGAGGACGAAGAUGAGGAUGAUGAGCCGAGCCUGUGGACCAGAGUCCGAAGCCUCCUGCUGACCCUCAGCCUGCAGCUUUACCACCGAAUGAUGAAGGUCAGAGAGCAGCUGCAGAACGCCGUCAGGACACUGGGAGGCGCUGCCGACAAGGUGGGUCUGGGUCGAGUCCUGGAUGUGGUCGAUGAGCUGCUCCGGUCCCUGCAGAACCUCCUGGUGGUCCUGCUGUACCAGGUGGAGGGUCUGAGAGAGGCCUCGAUCAACAGGGUCAGAAGUCAGGUGGCCACGUUAGCCGAGCUGAGUCUGGUCCGUCAGGUCCGAGACCUGCCGGUUCAGAUCCCACAACUGAUCCGAGAGAUGCAAGAACUGUCCAAGAUCCUCCUGCAGCUGGUGAUCAACGGCACACCGCUCUACAACGUGCUGCAGCAGUCGUCUCCUCAGGAGGUCGAGGACUUCCUGAACCAAGAAGACUUCGUGUCCGAAAGCUCGUCUCGCCGCAGUUCAGUCAACAGUCUGUUCCUGAAGGCCAUGGACGGACGUCCUCGCCGACGCCGCAGUCUGUUUUCUCGGGUCUCCCGAGGUUCUGGAGGCCUGCAGAGUCCUGAUCCACCCAAUGGAACCCGCUCCAGCCUGAAGGACGGCGCUGAGAUGGAGAGCCUGCAGCUCCCUACCGAAGUUGUCACCCAGCGACGGCCGUCUGCCACUGAGCUGCUGCUCACGCCGCUCAAACAGUUCGUCUCCCAGAGCCAGAAGGCCUUCGAGUACCUGAGCCCCAACGCCGAGGACACCGCUGCCAACGACGACUCCUAAACGCCAUCCUGAGGUGUGUCCCUGCUCUGACCCCCAACUAUUCACAACCUCUGGCCCCGCCUUCCGACCCAUCACAGUGUCCCAGUUCGGCCCCUCAUAAUCAGAUUCUGCCUCGGCUACUGCUGACUUGUUCGUUCGUGUUCAGCCACAGAGCCGUUGUCAAAUUAUCGACAUGUCACCAACGCUGGAAUUCUGCUUCUCCAAAGAGGCAUGCCAAAGCAGAGAGGGGGGAUUAUGGGUAACUGCAGGCUCACUCAGAGAGUUAAUUCAACAGAAAACAAAAGAAUCGAUUGUUACUAAGACAAACAUCUUUGUGCUCUCCACCAAUGAAACGAUGAGAAUCAUCCACAUUAAAUAAACAGACGAUAACUAACUUGAAACAGGAAACUCUGAUUUCAGCUUAAUUCUACAGACACCGCAACAGAAAACAGAGAUUCUUCAAAUGCUUUGCAUUAGACAUUUCAAUGAAUUUUUUAACUAGACAAAGAUCAACACAUUUUAUGUUUCUGUCAUCGACCUGUUCGUACAGCACCAGCGUCACCUGAACACAUCAGAUCAUCUGUAAUAAUUACAGACACCACCUGUGAUCUUAAUCCUGUGUGACUCAGCAGUGUCCACAGGUAAUAUGUUCUUAAUCUGUAAAUUGUUAACUAAAUUGAAAGUAAGUUUACAAUCAGCCCAGAAGCUACACUCGACUUGUACAUGAGCUCUGGUUGGAGGUCAUUAACUUCCACAGAAGUCUUUGUGCCCGUUGUGACCGAAACUGAACUGAAGUAUAACAGUGGUCGAUGCAAGAUGCCUACUUAUUGGAGAAGUACAAUUCCAGCUUGAGAGAUGAGAAAAUUAACUGAUUUAAGGUUUAAUUUAUUUUUUCUGCAUCAGGAAACAAAUUCAUCCCACAAAAAUCCAAACCUGAAUUCUUUCCAGUGUAACUGAUAAAUGUUUAAAGGUGUAAAUGUGCAGUAAUGGUAAAUUUACUUUAAACUUCAGCAAAGAAUGCAUCUCAGUAGACAUCAGAGUCAGUUUUCAGAGCCUUUAAUUUGUCAUGAAGUCCAUGAGACCCUCUGAAAGCUCUUUUUGGGGGUCCAAGUGCUGUUAAAAGGAACUUUUAAACUGAUAAAAUCUGUGUUUUCCUGAAAUGUUGUUCUGUUUCAGUUCUGUAUUGUCAUGUAGUGAUGAAGGAUUUCUGUUCAGAGAUGUGUUGAAUGGUUUAUUAGCAGGUUUUCUGUUGGUUGAAGGAACGUUCUUUAUGAUUCAAUUAAAGACUAAAAUCAGAGACAAAAUCAAAUGUAAUCCACACGUGAGUUUGAACGUCGGAACAGCUUGAAACAGAAAAGUGAUUCUCAGCAGAAGCUCAUUUAUUCUCUUUUUACAUUUCCUCUACUUUUUGUAUAAUCCAUCCUGUACCUAAAACCCUUCAUGUAACAGCGACGUGUCAAAAUAAAGCUUCUUCAAGCAUCAGGAUUCAAAACAGACUCAGAUUCACUUUGUUCAAUCAGGUUUUAAUUAGUGAAAAACUAAAAGAUCAAACAUCCACAAACAAUAAAUAGUGAUUUAUUUACAACUGAGCAGAGUUUCUGCAGGUCUAAAGGACGUUUCCUGAAAAUUAUUUACAAUUUGUACCUUAAAGAAGAAACUCUUAAAACAAUCAUGUUAAACUGGUUCAUUCUCUUUCUGCCUUUUAUCAGUUUCCAGGUUGUGUUAGUGACUGUUGCCAUGACAACAAUAACGGUAGUAAACAUAGUAAAUGGUUUUCUUCAUGUUCAAGGUAAAACUGGCAUUCCAUUUGUGUUGUGUUCAAUGUGACCUGCAGAAACUCUGGAAUAUUUUAGUUUAAAACAUUUUUAAUACAAAACCCAAACCAUGAUCAUACAUGAAGAUCUGCACAAAGAAACGUAACCUCCGUUUAAAAAAA
Messenger RNA from Stegastes partitus (bicolor damselfish), 2748 nucleotides. RefSeq names its product perilipin 6 (gene plin6). Lineage: Eukaryota; Metazoa; Chordata; Actinopteri; Pomacentridae. The transcript is spliced from 3 exons. The coding region runs from base 9 to 833 and encodes 274 amino acids. The record is from RefSeq and is a predicted model, not a curated record.